Molecule: messenger RNA, 775 nt
Organism: Melitaea cinxia (Glanville fritillary)
Lineage: Eukaryota; Metazoa; Arthropoda; Insecta; Lepidoptera; Nymphalidae
Gene: Psf2
Product: probable DNA replication complex GINS protein PSF2
Exons: 3
Coding region: 114-704 (196 amino acids)
Biological process (GO): double-strand break repair via break-induced replication; DNA replication
Cellular component (GO): nucleus; GINS complex
Source: RefSeq, a predicted model, not a curated record
AAUUUCAUUGUUAUAUUUAAGUUUACUCUCUUUAUUGUUGUUAUUGUUAUUCUGUGAAACUUUAAUAGUUUCAAAUUGUAAUUAUAGUUUCCCUUGAAAAUUUCAAUAAAAAUAUGGACCCAUUCGAAAUAGAAUUCAUAGGUGAAAACAGAAUAUCGAGUAUAAUACCAAACUUUUCACACGACAAAAUAUUUUUAAUUUGUGGUGAGUUUGGACCGUUUCGCGCCGGUUUACCGAUGAACGUACCUCUUUGGCUGGCUGUGAUGUUGAAACAGAAACAAAAAUGUCGAAUAGUGCCACCAGAUUGGAUGGAUAUUGAAGUUUUGGAGAACAUUAAAGAAGAAGAGAAAAAAUCUAGAUUUUUCACAAAAAUGCCCCAUGAGCACUACAUGGUAGAAGCUAAACUGAUCCUGGGAGCGGCCGCGGAGGACAUACCACAAGCUUCUGAGAUCAAAACAAUUAUUAAAGACAUAUGGGAUAUAAGAAUGUCAAAGCUAAGAACUUCUAUGGAUGCUUUGAUGAAAUCAGGGGGUUCAUACGGUAGAUUGGAUCACUUAACAAUGAUGGAAAUAAACUCUGUCAAACCAUUGCUUCCGCAGUCUAUGGACGAGCUACAUAAGAUAAAAAUGAUGACCAGAACAACGGCUAAUCCAAAUUUGAACAUUUCGACAUUCAGCCAGUCUGGUAGUUCACAACACACGUGAAAUAAUGAAAAUAUCGUCGUUAAAGAGUUUUAAAUAAGGCAUUUUAUUUAUAUAAUGCACUAGAAACUCAA